AAGAAGAAUUUAUUUCCGGUGUCCACUACAUCGCUUGUGACGUAGUGACGUGUAGGACAACAUUAUUAUUAUACCGGUUAUAUUCUGCUAAAAAGUAUUGACACAUAAAUAUCAUAAUGCUGUCUCUGAAACGAGAUAAGAAAGAAGAGGAAGAAGGUGGUGGAAACCCGUUUUACAACCUGGAAAAAAGCGCUGUUCUUCAAGAGGCCCGCACCCUCAAUGACACUCCAAUUGAUCCUAGGAAAUGUGGACAUAUACUCACAAAGCUACUGUACAUCAUAAAUCAGGGAGAGAACAUUGGCCAGAAUGAAGCUACCAAGGCUUUCUUCGCAAUGACAAAACUUUUCCAGUCAAAUGAUCCAAUUCUCCGCAGACUGGUAUACCUGGGUAUCAAAGAGAUGUCCAAAAUUGCCCAGGAUGUCAUUAUCGUGACGAGUUGUCUGAUGAAGGACAUGAAGGGAAAAGAGGAGUUUCGAGGACCUGCCAUCCGAGCUCUGUGCUCUGUUACAGAUAGCACCAUGCUCCAGAGCAUCCAGCGUUACAUGGACGAAGCUAUCAUGGACAAGGGACCUGCUGUGGCUAGCGCUGCUCUAGUCUCGGCACUUCAUCUGGGCAAAGGAAGCCAUGAAGUAGUCAAGCGCUGGGUGGAUGCAGCCAAUGCAGUUGCCACCAGUGAGAAUCCUAUGGUGGAGUUCCACGCCUUGUGUCUGCUGUACCACGUGCUGAAGAAUGACAAGAUUGCUUUGUUCAAGCUGGUGAGCAAGUCCAGGAAGUUCAGGUCGCCCUACUCCUACUGCUUGCAGAUCCGCAUUGCUGCCAAGCUGAUUGAGAGAGAGGAUGCAGGCUCAAACAGUGAGCUCUUUGACUUCAUUGAGAGCUGCCUGAGGCACAAGUCGGAGAUGGUCAUCUAUGAGGCUGCUCAGGCCAUUGUCCAGCUGAAGAACACCACUGCCAAGGACUUGGCCCCAGCCGUCUCCGUGCUGCAGCUCUUCUGCAGCUCCCCCAAACCGACCCUGAGGUUUGCGGCAGUCAGGACCUUGAACAAGGUUGCAAUCAAGCACCCUGCAGCAGUAACUGCAUGUAAUCUUGACCUGGAAAACCUCAUCACUGACGUCAACCGCAGCAUCGCCACAUUGGCCAUCACCACCUUGCUGAAGACUGGCAAUGAGAGCAGCGUGGAUCGCCUGAUGAAACAGAUCUCCAGCUUCAUGUCUGAGAUCUCUGACGAGUUCAAGAUCGUUGUGGUCCAGGGAAUCCGCUCUCUGUGCUCCAAAUUCCCCAGGAAGCACAACGUGCUCAUGACGUUCUUGGCUCAGAUGCUCAGAGAUGAGGGAGGUUUUGAUUACAAGAAAGAGAUUGUUGAGUGCAUUAUCUCUACUAUUGAGGAGAACCCAGAAGCAAAGGAAGCAGCUGCCAGCUGGACAGCGACGAUGAAGUGAGAGACAGAGCCACUUUCUACGUCAACGUGCUCAAGCAGAACCAGAAACCCCUCAGUUCUGCCUACAUCCUCAAUGGCCUGCAAGUGUCUGUGGUUGGUCUUGAGAGAGCCUUGCAUCAGUACACCCUGGAGCCCACAGAGACGGAGUUUGACAUGAAGUCUGUGCCACUGGCCACUCAGCCUCUCGCUGAGCAGAAAGUGCGGGAUGUGCCAGGGGAGUCUGCCAGCGUCAAGCCCUCACAGGACAAGGUGGCUGCCUCCAGGCAGGAUGUCUACCAGGAACAACUGGCACAGGUUCCGGAGUUGGCAAACUUGGGCACCUUGUUCAAGUCGUCGAGACCGCUGGAGGUGACCGAGUCGGAGACAGAGUACUACAUACAGUGUGUCAAACACACUUUCAGCAAUUACAUUGUGUUCCAGUUUGACUGCACCAACACUCUGAACGACCAGUUGCUGGAGAAUGUGACUGUGGACAUGGAGCCGGCCGAAGGUUUUGAGGUGUCCAAGAGCAUCCCGUGCGUGAACCUGCCGUACAACAAACCAGGCUCCACCUACACUCUGGUCAGACUCCCCUCGGAGCCCACACAAGUCACUGGAACAUUUGCUUGCACCUUGAAGUUCUUGGUGAAGGAUUGUGACCCGCAGACUGGAGAGCCGGAUGAUGAGGGUUAUGAUGAUGAAUAUGUGCUGGAGGAUGUGGAGGUGACAGUGGCAGAUCACGUACAGAGGGUGAUGAAGCCCAACUUUGCCGCUUCCUGGGAGGAAGUGGGUCCCGAGAACGAACUGGAAGACACCUACUCUCUGUCCACCAUGAACACACUGGAAGAGGCCAUCAAGAACAUAAUCCAGUACAUUGGAUUGCAGCCGUGCGAGAGGUCAGACAAGGUGCCUGAGGGCAAGAGCUCCCACACUCUGUACCUCGCCGGAGUCUUCCGGGGUGGCCAUGAUGCCCUGGUGCGGGCCAAGCUGGCGCUGGACUCGUCGGGCGUCACCAUGCAGCUGACGGUGCGCUCCACCGAUCCCAACGUGUCUGAGGUGCUGGCCACUGCUGUAGCUUAACAGUUGCGUCUAGCUGGGGGUGCGUCUUAUCUUGAGCAUCAUGCAAGACUCUUGUAAUCCCAACGUAUGUAUGGGUAGAACCUGAACUGAAGCUUAUUGUCUUUGGUUUUUUUAUAAGCAUCUAAUAAUAGGCACUGUUAAUGUUCUAUGUAAUGUGAUUGGUUCUUAUUUUUGUUAGACUUGCAUAUGAGCUGAAAGACAAGAUUAUAAUGGUAUACCUCCAUAGAUUUGUGGCAAUUCUUAGGUGUAUGAGUUCUAAUUUUUUGUUGUACUGAAUUCUGUGAGAGGAUAGGAAAGUAUUGGAUUUUUGGUAAUUGAUUACGCCAAAGUGAUAGCGUACAGUUGUAUAUCCCUUCUCCUUGAAGGUUGUCAGAACUUUGCGAUGAUUUUGUUAUUGAUGCCAUGCUGGGUUCAAUAUUGAAUUAAAUUUAUGUGGGGAACGCUAAGAAAAGGAACAAUUGAAUUAUUGUUGACUAUGGUGAGGAAACUUUUCUCCAUCAUUAGCCUAGUCUUAGUUCUGUUGCUACUCCCACCUUGGUUUUUUCAUGAUUUUAUCUAGCACAAUGGUUGUUUCGAGAAAAAAAUCUUGUCUAAAAUUUUGAAGAAAAUAAAGAUUGGUUGUCAGCGUUUCAAAGCUGACCCAGGAGGUAGAAAGACACAAGUGUAUUCUAAUUGGUAAGAGAUGUGAUUCAUUGUCCAUGUGUCAAAUUUGUAGUUUAUGUCAUUCUCUGUGAAAGAUGAUAAAAAUAUGCUGCUUUGCAUGUGGUCCCAAGUACUUUAAAAAGUAAAAAAUGUGCUGCUUUGAAUAUGGUCCCCCUUUUUAAAGAAAGAAAUAUUCUGCUUUGCUUCCCUACUUUAAAAGCAACUCAAAAGUAUGUUUGGCUCCUUUCAUCAUUGUGCAGCAGUUCAAGAUACAACUCAAAAUUUGAAGUUUUCGCAUUUGUUUAGCUUCCCCAAAAGACCCCACAUGUUAUCAAUUUCUAUUGUUCUGUGAUACAGGAUCAUUGUGGGGUUUGUUUAUUUCUGUGCAUCUGGUUUCCCGAUUACCCAUCAAAUCUGAAAUAAACAGUCGGUGGAUAAACUUGA
This is a messenger RNA of Aplysia californica (California sea hare), 3583 nucleotides long. RefSeq names its product coatomer subunit gamma-2. The record is from RefSeq and is a predicted model, not a curated record. Gene Ontology annotation, molecular function: structural molecule activity. Gene Ontology annotation, biological process: intracellular protein transport; organelle transport along microtubule; endoplasmic reticulum to Golgi vesicle-mediated transport. Lineage: Eukaryota; Metazoa; Mollusca; Gastropoda; Aplysiida; Aplysiidae. Gene Ontology annotation, cellular component: endoplasmic reticulum; COPI vesicle coat; endoplasmic reticulum-Golgi intermediate compartment.